Messenger RNA from Salarias fasciatus (jewelled blenny), 2314 nucleotides. RefSeq names its product DEAH (Asp-Glu-Ala-His) box polypeptide 32a (gene dhx32a). Gene Ontology annotation, cellular component: intracellular anatomical structure; spliceosomal complex. Gene Ontology annotation, molecular function: RNA binding; helicase activity. The record is from RefSeq and is a predicted model, not a curated record. NCBI's taxonomy places the organism in Eukaryota, Metazoa, Chordata, Actinopteri, Blenniiformes, Blenniidae. The transcript has 11 exons. Bases 1 to 2223 code for a protein of 740 amino acids.
AUGUCGGAGGGAAACACAUCCUCAGAGUCGCACAUCCAGGAUGACAGUGAAGAAUUCCCUGGAGAAGAUGUGUUCGGCUUUGGUGAUGAUCUGGAGUUAAACCAGUUUGAUGGAUUGCCCUUUUCCUCUCGUUACUACAAACUUCUGAAAGAGAGGAAGAGUCUGCCUGUUUGGAAGGUCAGGUCCCAGUUUAAAGAUGCUCUGGAAGAAAACCAGCUGAUUGUUGUGUCAGGGACAGCCAAGACUGGGAGGAGUACACAGAUCCCGCAGUGGUGUGCAGAGCUCUGCCUGUCGGCCCAGUACCAGCACGGGAUGGUGGUGUGCACACAGACCAAUAAGCAGCGGGCCGUAGACCUGGCCUUACGCGUGGCUGAUGAAAUGGACGUAAACAUCGGCCAUGAAGUGGGGUACACCAUCCCUCUGGAGACCUGCUGCUCCGCAGACACAGUCCUAAGAUAUUGCACAGACGACAUGCUGCUCAGAGAAAUGAUGUCCGACCCUUUCCUGGAGCACUACGGGGUCGUGAUCGUCGACCAGGCCCACGAGAGGACGGUCGGCACGGACGUCCUCCUGGGCCUCCUCAGGGACAUCCUGCUGCAGAGGCCGGAGCUCAGGGUGGUGGUCCUCUCCGUCCCGCCCAUGACCGACAAGCUUCUCAAGCACUACAGGAGCGUCCCGCUGAUCAGCCUGGAGGCGCCGGGCUCUGCGGAGGUGGUCCACAGCUACAGCAGCAACAAGGACUACUUCUACUCGGCGCUGAGGCUGGUGCUGGAGAUCCAUCGGACCAAAGAGGGGGGAGAUGUCGUCGUGUUUCUUGCCUCAGACGAAGAGGUCCAGUGUGCCUACAGCAUCCUCCAGAGAGAGGGCACCAGACUGGGAGGCGAUCUGGACCAGAUGGUACCCAUCAUCAUGUGCUCCAGCUAUUUAGGACUGCUGCCGAACCUGGCCGAGCAAGCAGGCUCCGCAAAGUCCAGACGAGUGUUCCUGUCCACACACCAGGAGGAGGACGUGUGGUGGCCCGCCGAGUCGGUCAACUUCGUCAUUGACACGGGGGUUCAGAGAAAAAUGGUCUACAAUCCCAGAGUAAGAGCUUUUUCAAAGGUUCUUCGGCCCAUCAGUCAGUGUCAGGCAGACAUACGCAAGCAGCUGUCAGGACCAACAGGUAAAUGUUUCUGCCUCUAUCCAGAGGCGAGUCCAUCGCCUGCAGAGACUUCCCCACAGAUCUUGGAGUCCAACAUCACACCGACAGCUCUGUUCCUGAAGCGGAUGGAGAUAGCCGGCCUUGGACAGUGUAACUUCAUCGACAGACCAGAUCCCGAGGGUCUCAUGCAGGCGCUGGAGGAGCUGGACUAUCUCGCAGCUUUAGACGACGACGGCAACCUGUCUGAGAUUGGCAUCAUAAUGUCUGAAAUCCCCGUGGAUCCUCAGAUGGCCAAAGCUCUGCUGGCAUCGUGCGAGUUCGACUGCGUGAGCGAGAUGCUGACGAUCGCAGCAAUGCUCUCAGCGCCAAGCUGCUUUCUGGAGCCACCUGCUGGUUCGGCCCACGAGGCUCUGCAGUGCCACAGGAAGUUCCAGCACCCCGAAGGCGAUCACUUCACCCUCAUUAACAUCUACAACGCCUUCAAGAGGAGCCAGAGAGAAGAAUAUUUGACCACUGAGAAAUGGUGCCGGGAGUAUUUUCUGGAUUACUCUUCACUGAAAACGGCCGACGCCAUCCGCACAGAGUUGACCGACACCCUAAACCGGAUCGAGCUCCCCAUUUCUGAACCCUCCUUUGGAACGAAAACCAACACUCACAACAUCAAAAGAGCUCUGCUGGCUGGCUUCUUCAUGCAGAUCGCGCGUGACGUGGACGGAUCGGGCAACUAUUUCAUCCUCGCACACAAGCACGUGGCCCAGGUGCACCCGUUCUCCAGCUACGGGGCCCAGUCGCACAAGCUGGGCCUGCCGGAGUGGGUCGUCUUCAACGAGUACACGCUGUCAGACAACAACUGCAUGAGGACCGUCUCUGAAAUUUCCCCUCAAGUGUUCAUUCAAAUGGCCCCGGUGUACUUCUUCUACAAUCUGCCUCCCAGUGAAAGCAAAGACAUACUGCAGAGCAUGCUGGAGCCAGAGGGAUCCAGGAAAUGCAAGGAGAAGAAACGGGCCGUGGCCAUCAGCAGCGACGCCAACAGCAGCUGCACGGCGUUGACUCCGGCUUACGACAGAUGUGUGAUUCAGUAAAUUCAAGUCAUAAAUGCAGGCUGCGAUUUUACAGUCAAAUGCCAUCGUUCUUGUAAGAUAUGCGGUCAGAAAUCCAGAUGCUGAAUUAAUU